GUCCUGUGUCUGCCGUGAAGAGAGGAGCGCUGGAUUACCUGUGAGGAGUUUACUGACCAUUUCAAAAAAGGAAAAUCUAAACCCGGGACAGCCAUGGAUGAUGUAUAUAAAGCAGCGGUGGAGAACUUGACAGAGGAGCAGAAGAAUGAGUUCCGUGCUGCGUUCGACAUCUUCGUGCAGGACGCUGAGGACGGCUGCAUCAGCACUAAGGAGUUGGGGAAGGUGAUGAGGAUGCUGGGCCAAAACCCCACUCAAGAAGAGCUUCAGGAAAUGGUAGACGAAGUAGAUGAAGAUGGGAGUGGGACAGUAGACUUUGAUGAGUUCUUGGUCAUGAUGGUGCGCUGUAUGAAAGAGGAGAGCAAAGGAAAAUCAGAAGAAGAACUGGCUGAAGUCUUCCGCAUGUUUGAUAAAAAUGGAGAUGGUUACAUUGACUUGGAUGAGCUGAAGAACAUGCUGGAGUCCACAGGUGAGGCCAUCACUGAGGAUGACAUCGAGGAACUCAUGAAGGACGGAGACAAAAACAACGACGGCAAGAUCGACUACGACGAGUUCUUGGACUUUAUGAAGGGUGUCGAGUAAAAACCCGCCAAGUGAAGCCAUUUCAUUCCCUGAACCAAUGCUGCCUGCCUCUCUGACGUCACCACACGGACACCUAAUUAGAAAGCACGGAAAAUGAUCUGCAUUUCAUUUAGUUCUGAAAGGUUGUUGAAGUGAAUCAGUCUUGUCAUACUGCUGCCCUAAUUAUUCGUGUUAUUUGUGCUCAAGUAAAAACCUUUUCU
Messenger RNA from Danio rerio (zebrafish), 779 nucleotides. RefSeq names its product troponin C type 1b (slow) (gene tnnc1b). Gene Ontology annotation, cellular component: cardiac Troponin complex. Gene Ontology annotation, molecular function: calcium ion binding; cytoskeletal protein binding. Lineage: Eukaryota; Metazoa; Chordata; Actinopteri; Cypriniformes; Danionidae. The record is from RefSeq and is marked provisional.